Messenger RNA from Glossina fuscipes, 536 nucleotides. RefSeq names its product cytochrome b-c1 complex subunit 7 (gene UQCR-14). NCBI's taxonomy places the organism in Eukaryota, Metazoa, Arthropoda, Insecta, Diptera, Glossinidae. Gene Ontology annotation, biological process: mitochondrial electron transport, ubiquinol to cytochrome c. Bases 108 to 443 code for a protein of 111 amino acids. The record is from RefSeq and is a predicted model, not a curated record. The transcript has 3 exons.
GUGAAGCGUAUUAUUUCAGACAUAAGGAAAGCGCUUCGCAGAAUUCCUGAUAUCUACUUGAGAGUUGAUAGGAAAUUUUCACUCAAUAAAAUUGAAGCAGGGAGAUCAUGUCUGGCUACGUUGCUCGUAAAGGACCUUUGGUUUUUUCCAAAAUGGGAAAAUGGGCCUACAAUUUAUCUGGAUUCAAUCAAUACGGUUUACACCGUGAUGACUGUUUGUAUGAAACUGAAGAUGUAAAGGAAGCUGUACGCCGUCUACCACGUAAAACGUACGAUGAGCGCAACUACCGUAUUAUGCGGGCAUUGCAUCUGUCGAUGACGAAAACAAUUUUACCCAAAGAACAAUGGACAAAAUACGAAGAGGAUGAAAAAUAUUUGGAACCAUAUUUGAACGAAGUUGUUCGAGAACGUGAAGAACGUGAAGAGUGGGUAAAGAAUCAUUAAAGUUUGGAGAAGCUUUCAUGUCAAUGUGAUUUUUCGUAACUAAUAAAAGAAAAACAUAAAAAAAUUGUUUAAACGGACAAUACAAACUGUUAA